Molecule: messenger RNA, 948 nt
Organism: Rhizopus microsporus ATCC 52813
Lineage: Eukaryota; Fungi; Mucoromycota; Mucoromycetes; Mucorales; Rhizopodaceae
Exons: 3
Coding region: 1-948 (315 amino acids)
Molecular function (GO): hydrolase activity, acting on ester bonds
Source: RefSeq, a predicted model, not a curated record
AUGUCUUCCCUUGUCGUAUACGGUGAUUCAUAUUCUGAUCUUAAUGUUGAAUCCAAAAGGACCAAUGGUCCCGUCUGGAGUCAAGUCCUUGCUGAACAAUGGGAUGCAAAAUUAAUUUCCUUUGCCAGGUCGGGUGCAAGGAUCUGUCCGUCCAGUAACCCGAAAUCAAGCUGGUUGAAGAAGCAAGUAGAACAAUCACUCUUAUCAAUAGAAAAGGGCAGUAUUCAUGCCAUCUUCUUGGGUACAACAGAUCUUGUUGUAGCAAAGGGAAACACUCAAUCAAGGAAUAAAGAAUGGAUCGGCUGUAUUGAAGAUCAAGUGACAGCUAUUCUUGAAAAAGACUCUGAAGCACGUAUCCUUAUUCUUGGCGCACCUGCUCUAGAGUUUUCACCUUUUGGGCAGAAGCGUAAAGACCAGCUAAAGGAUAACAUCAUGAGCUUCAAAGUUGAUCUUGAAGAAAAAGUGGAAGAAUGGAAAGGCCAAGACAAAAAUGUAGAAUUUUAUGACACAUAUUUAAUGUUUAGCAACCUUCUCGGUGAUCCUUCUGAAGCAAAGAUUACCAAUGUGGAUGAUGCUUAUUGGGAUAAAUGUCAAGGCCAAUGUAAUGAUGAAAUGAAUCAAUAUCUCUGGUGGGACUCUCUUCAUAUGACUGGUGCUGGACACAUAGCCAUGGCAAAAGAAAUUGCAUCCUUUGAUUUCUUUGGCAUAAAAGCCAGUGAGCCUACAUCCAUCCUGACUGAGGCAGAGGAUACUAUCGAUAAUAAUAGCCUCAAUGGUUCAAAUCUAUCACAAAACUAUAUUCAAUGCCUAUCCUGGUUACUAUUGGGUUGUGUAUUCAUGAUGAUCAUUUAUUCAUUCAGACACAGCAGAUUCAUUGUUAGCCUCAAGAGCAAAUUUCAUUCAAAGACAUCCAGAUUAUAUCGAAACAAGGAUUAUACACUUGUUUAA